Molecule: messenger RNA, 2761 nt
Organism: Nerophis ophidion (straightnose pipefish)
Lineage: Eukaryota; Metazoa; Chordata; Actinopteri; Syngnathiformes; Syngnathidae
Product: WD repeat-containing protein 37
Exons: 16
Coding region: 338-1948 (536 amino acids)
Cellular component (GO): preribosome, large subunit precursor
Molecular function (GO): protein binding
Source: RefSeq, a predicted model, not a curated record
AAGCAACGAUUUAAAAAAAAAAUGGCAAACUAUCAAGAAAUUGAUGUUUAGUGGACGUGUGCACCAGAAUGCUCUUACAAUUGCAUCACUUUUAUUCUCAUUGAGUUUGGUUCAACGCGGCCUCAUCUUUUGUUGCGAAAAGCCGGUGCACCGGAAACUGCUUCUCUUGACAAGUAGCGGCGUCCGUCAAGUGUCAACACGGCUUGUGGACUAAACAAAACACCAUGAACAUAAUGGAUUGUGCUGAUUGGACCACAUUCCCUGUGGUUAUCUGGAACAGAACACCUUAUUUCUAGACUUUCUGAAUGUGUUGGUGAAGGUUCUAGAAGAAGGAAGAAUGCCAGUGGAGAGCAGUAGCAGCGGUGUGGUCCGACAGGCCAAGCAGAAGAGGAAAUCUCACAGUCUGUCUAUAAAGAGGACCAACAGCACCGAGCAGGACCGCUUGGGCCUGCAUAGAGACAUGCUGGACGGCCAGUCGUGUGAUAAUCUGGAAUGUUUGGCCAGAAUAGAGGACUCCAAACUGCCUUUGUCUCUGAAGACCAACCUGAUGGAUCUGUUUAGCCAGAUCGAAAGAGAGUUUGAGAGCCUUUACAUCGAGAACAUCGAGCUUCGCAGAGAGAUCGAGACGCUGAACGAUCGCUUGACUGCAGACGGUCAGACUCUAGAAGGCGCAGACUUGGCCAAAGGAGCCCUGAAAACAAAAACAAGUCACAGCACCAGUCAGCUGUCGCAGAAACUCAAGACCACCUACAAGGCCUCCACCAGCAAGCCGCGUUCAAACUCUUGCCACGCCCCUAUAAGCGGCGCCCGCAACUUCAGCGUAAGCGGCUGGGAGUUGUGGGGCGGAGACUCAUGGAUUGUGUCCAGUUUCAAAGCCACCACGUCCAGAGCUGUGUGUCACCUGCUCAGAGAGUAUGUGGGCCACAGGGACGGUAUCUGGGACCUCAGCGUGACCCGGACCCAGCCCACGGUGCUUGGUACUGCAUCUGCAGACCACACGGCCAUGUUGUGGAGCAUCGAGACGGGGAAAUGUCUCCUCAAAUAUCUGGGCCAUCAAGGAUCAGUCAACUCCAUCAAGUUCCACCCCACUGAACAGAUGGCACUAACAGCAUCUGGGGACCAGACAGCUCACAUCUGGAGGUUCCUGGUGCAGCUGCCCACGCCGCAGCCCGUUGCAGACGUCAGCCAACCCCCCGGCGACGACGACGUUGAGGUUUCCGACAAAGAUGAGGCCGACGUGGAAGCGGACGGUCCCACCGACUGCCCGUCCGUGCGCAUGGCGUCCGUCACGCUGCGCAGUCACCAAGGCGUGGUCAUUGCUGCUGAUUGGCUGGUGGGGGGCAAGCAGGCGGUGACGGCCUCCUGGGACCGAGCCGCCAACCUUUACGACGUGGAGACGUCGGAGCUGGUCCACUCGCUCAUGGGUCACGACCAGGAGCUGACGCACUGCUGCACCCAUCCCACCCAGCGCCUGGUGGUCACCUCGUCCAGAGACACUACUUUUCGACUGUGGGACUUCAGAGACCCGUCCAUCCACUCCGUCAAUGUCUUCCAGGGACACACUGACACGGUGACGUCUGCCGUUUUCACUGUGGGUGACAACGUGGUGUCGGGGAGUGACGACCGUACGGUCAAAGUGUGGGAUCUGAAGAACAUGAGGUCGCCCAUAGCAACCAUCCGCACAGACUCUGCUGUCAACAGGAUCAGCGUGUCGGUGAGUCAGAAGAUCAUCGCUCUCCCUCACGACAAUCGGCAGGUCCGACUGUUCGACAUGUCAGGAGUGCGACUGGCCCGUCUGCCCAGAAGCAACAGACAGGGUCACCGCCGCAUGGUGUGCUGCUCAGCGUGGUGUGAAGACAACACUUCAUGCAACCUGUUCACGUGCGGCUUCGACCGCCAGGCCAUUGGCUGGAACAUUAACAUCCCCGCCCUCCUGCAGGAGAAAUGACCCCGCCCCCUCCUCGUUCUAACAUGUAAGUCCGGGAAAGGUUGUCACGUGCCAUCAGUGUUUGUUCACGCAACAACUUCACGCGUCUUUUUGACAAAGCGAUCGCUUACUGCUGCAACUGUGCACUGAGCACAUCUUCUUGCCGUGUGUGUGCUUGUGUGCGUGUGCGCGUGUGUGUGUGUGUGUGUGUAUGUGUGCGAGUGUAAACACACUUUCAUUACCGUGUGUGUUUAGUGUGAAAGCGACUCCUGCACAUCUGAUAAAAAAAUCUGUGCCACUGAUGGGUAAAAAAAGCACAACACAGAAGCUUAUUGUGACCUUAAUGCUAACAUCAUGUUAAAAUAACCGUAGUAGGAAAUAAGAACGUGUGAAAAAUAUACUCGGUUGUCGCUUUGUUAGUAGGUACACAGUCUUUUUUCUUAUUGCCUCUCAUUGUACAGAUUGUGUACCUAAUCAAGUGUCCGCUGAGUGUUUGUGUUACACAGUUAUGUAAUGUCUGUUAGCAUUCUAGGCCCUUGCAAUACCACUUUGUAUUCCAGGAGGCAAUAGUGAGUCACUGGCAUCAAGGAGGCUCAGACAUGUCAUCAACAUGCUACUUGCAUUGUUGCCUUGUCAGUGUUAGUGAGAACCUAGACAUACAUAUGUAGACACCGCGUCGAGUGCAGCGCUUAAUCACACGUAGACAUCGCCAUAUUGGAUGUGAGAAUAUGCCUCAUUUAUGUGCUGCUUGGAAUUGUACCAACCACAUCUCAUGGAUCAGCUUUCACAGGUUGGACCGAAAAAACAAUUUUGAUUAAAACAUUGUAAAUGGUU